Molecule: messenger RNA, 1555 nt
Organism: Chaetura pelagica (chimney swift)
Lineage: Eukaryota; Metazoa; Chordata; Aves; Apodiformes; Apodidae
Gene: RAB11FIP5
Product: RAB11 family interacting protein 5 (class I)
Exons: 4
Biological process (GO): regulated exocytosis
Cellular component (GO): recycling endosome; mitochondrion; phagocytic vesicle
Molecular function (GO): small GTPase binding
Source: RefSeq, a predicted model, not a curated record
GUGGCACAAGCUACACUCCAAGGCUGGGAAGAAGGAGAAGGAGCGUGGUGAGAUCCUGGUGAGCAUCCAGUUCACGCGCAACAACCUCACGGCCAGCAUGUUCGACCUGUCCGUGAAGGACAAGCCGCGGUCGCCCUUCGGCAAGCUGAAGGACAAGGUGAAGGGCAAGAAGAAGUAUGACCUGGAGUCAGCCUCUGCCAUCAUCCCCAGCAGCAUGGGCGGCCUCGACGUGGAGGAGGACUACGAGGUGGGGGGCAAGAAGUCCAAAGUCAAGGGCUUCUUCUUGAAGAACAAGCUGCGCAAGUCGUCCCUGACGCAAUCCAACACCUCCCUGGGGUCCGACAGCACCAUCUCUUCUGCCAGCCUGGGCUGGGCUGCCAAUGCUCCCGAGGUGCCCCAGUCCCCCAGCAGACACAGCAGCCUGGCUACCGAGCACUCUGAGAAGGACAACCUGCCCUCUCCGAAGAUGACCCACAAGAGAGCCUUCAGCGACGAUGUCUCCCAGGUCAGCCCGGCCCUGGAACCCAAAGCAACCCAAAACCUGAAGCCAAAGAAUGAUCCCGUGUCCAGAUCUUCCCUCUGCAUCAACGGGAGCCACGUUUACAGCCACGAGCCUGCACCAAAGAGCCCCGUGUCCGUCCCGCAGAGCUCGGCCGGGCCCAGGAGGCAGGAGGAGGCCUUUGGCUUCACCCCCCUCCAUCCCGACCCCCACCAGCUGCCCUGGGGGGCCAGCAGCUUGGAGAGGACGCAGCAGAGAGACGAGCCCAGGUUCAUCCCCUCCCCUCCCAGCCUGGCCUUGCAGGAGGAGCUCAAGGUGUCCACGAAAGCUGUCACCCUCAGCAACCACCUGGGCAGGGCCAAGAUGGAAGAAAGCAGCCGCUUGGAGGGCAGGCCCACUCAAGCUGCAGCACCCAUGGUCUUCUCGUCGGGUGUGACAAGGGACAAGCAGCCCGAGGAGACGAGGAAGGAAGACAAGAAGGCAAAGAGUGGCCUCUUCCACCACGGGGGCAGCAAGGGCGAGGCGGGGAGCAAAGGGCAGGGGGAGAAGGUGGGACCCCCCCACGGCUCCUCCACCCACGCUGGGGGAGACGAGAGGAGCAAAACCAGCGGCUGGUUCGGUUUGAAGGAGCCCAAAGAGUCCCCUCAGAAAGCCAGUCCCCACGUGGUGAAGCCCAUCAGCGCUGCCGUGCAGGAGGUCUCUAGUGAGAAGAAGCAGCAGCACAGGUCCAGCCUGUCCACAGCUCUGAGCAAUGGCCUGGAGAAGCUGAAGACAGUCACCACGAGCAGUGUCCAGCCUGUGGCCCCCUCCUCUCACCUGGAGAAAACGGACUCCAAGAAGUCAAAGGAUCCCACCAUACUGGACCAGUCAGCCAAGUAUUAUCACUUGACCCACGAUGAACUCAUCCAGCUCCUGCUGCAGAGAGAGAAGGAGCUGAGCAAGAAGGAGGAGCACAUCCAUGAACUGGAGAACUACAUUGACCAGCUGCUGGUGCGCAUCAUGGAACAGUCUCCCACGCUCCUCCAGAUCCCACUGGGGGAAAGCAAGGCCAAGUAA